AUGUCAAAAGCGCACAAAGUCACCGAGUAUCAGGAACGCGUCUACGCGCUCCUGCAGCAGAUUCCUGAAGGCCGCAUCACAACAUACGCGGCCAUGUCGAAGGCGCUGAACAGCUCCCCGCGUGCAGUCGGCGGCGCGCUGAGAAACAACCCAUUUGCACCUGAUAUACCGUGUCAUAGGUGUAUUGCCAGUACUGGUUUCAUCGGCGGCUUCAAGGGUGAUUGGGAAAAGGUGCCCAGCGGGCAAAAUCAAGAAUCGAAGCGGAAACUGCUGGAAGGUGAGGGUGUGAGGUUUGAUGGAAAUGGGUAUUUGAUCGAUAGGAAGAUGUUGUGGGAUGGGUUUGAUGUGAAGAAGCUGAGAUGA
Macroventuria anomochaeta is the source of this 363-nucleotide messenger RNA. RefSeq names its product DNA binding methylated-DNA--cysteine S-methyltransferase. The transcript is spliced from 2 exons. Gene Ontology annotation, molecular function: catalytic activity. The record is from RefSeq and is a predicted model, not a curated record. Lineage: Eukaryota; Fungi; Ascomycota; Dothideomycetes; Pleosporales; Didymellaceae. Gene Ontology annotation, biological process: DNA repair. The coding region runs from base 1 to 363 and encodes 120 amino acids.